AUGGAGGAGGAUGCUGAUGCUGUCAGUCUUGCUGCAAGCAGUGCGGCGACAUCAGUCAUGGAAGUUGUGGAUGGAAAGGUUGAAGAGCCGGAGAGUCCGGGACCGUGCUUGGUGGUGGCUCCAGCUCAGCAGUCCAUGGCAGGAGACACAAGCGACUCAGAGUCGGAUGGGGAAGCUCCCUUGCAGCGUCCUGCCACAGGUGACGACAACGAGGAUGAUGAGGCCUGUGUCCAGAAGACUUGGCACAGGGGUGUCAAUUGUGGCUCGUGGGUUGGCACUUUGGGCUCUGCAUGUCUGCAAGCUCAAAGUCAAGUGCUUGUGGCAAAUGUGGUGGCCAAUGUGCAAGCCUGUGAGAAGAAAACAAUGAAGCACGUGUUGUCGCAGAUUCGACCUGGAUGUUCUGUGAGUGGCCAAAAGGUGUCUUUUCCUAUCUUUGCAGCCAGCCGGUUUCUUGGUCUGGGCGCGUAUACCGUGCGCAAUGUGUGGGAGAAGCUGCAGAGGAGCCAGUGGCAGCCCCAGUCCAGCUACGGCGGUCGACAACCGAGACGUCAAAGUGGCUGGGCUUAUGAGCGCCAAGCCGCUCGCUGGAAGGAAGCCGGCGUGCACAUUGGCACCGCGUUACACAGCAGACGAUUUUUCCGGGAGGUGACUCACGUGGCUUCAUUAGUCCUGUCCCAGCUUGAAGGCCUCCAAUGGUCUGUGCCUGUGUUAAGCACCGGGUGCCCUUCAGACUUUGCCCUCAUGCUUGAUCCAGUGUCUUUGGGUUCUGGCUUCAGUGCGAAGCACGAGACGGUUCUCAUGGUGACUAUGAUGCUAGUGAACAGCACUGGAAACCUCAUGGUGCCUAUGUGUGCCUCCCCCACCCUUGGAAUAGGUGAUCACAGAGGGGAUAAGUUGGUCGACCUGACUUUGAAGUGUCUGGAAGAUCAUCCAGGUGUCUUCGAUAGAGAGACCCUGAGGGCCCGACUGAGCCUGGUGGCUGGAGAUGGCGGAAUCGUGGCUGGUGGAAAGCAGCACCGCCACAAAUCAACAGGUGCGGCUGAGAAGCUGUGGAAACGCAUCCACGGUGACUCGGAGUCAGCAAUGGAUUGUGUUGACUGGGAUGCUUUUCACAGAGAUGACAUCAGCUUCAGCCGGGCAGUUGCGAGAACGCAGGCUGCCGCCGAGCUUUUUGCUCUUGCGAAAGAUUUGGACCAUCUCUUCAACUAUGGCGAUGGCAGGAUUAUUUUUCGAUCCUUGCAAAAAGAGCUCGACGUGGCUAGUGGUCAGGUGCGACAGACUGGUGGAACACGAAAGGUUGGUGCCUUGUCCUUGGUGCCUGAAAGCAUACUGCAGCACCUGAAAAGGAUAACCGUGGGUCUACGACUUCGUUACGAGUGGCGCAAAGAGGGCCAUGGUAACUUUACUUUGGAUCGCCUUACUCAAAUCUCAAGACGACUGCUCGAUCCUGCAUUUCUUACCUUCACCAUGCUUAUGAGUGAUGUAACGCGUGGCCCGGUCCGGCACCAUGCCUUGCUUGUGCAAGGUGCAUUGGAGCCAUGGGCUUGCAAACGUGCAGACAGUGCAUAUGUCGACGAACUUAGUGCCUGUUUGCGUGGCUAUGAGUGGUUGGAGACGUGUGUUCAAGUCACGACCUUGCUGGCUCAGCACUGUUCUUUGGCAGAGAGAGCUUGUUUCCUGGUUGCCUGGAGCUCUGAGAAGAAGCAUCGAAUGUACACAGGGACUUUUUUGAAGUUCGCUGCCAAAAUUCUGCUUCAGAUACCACCUUCUGUGGCUGAUGUGGAGCUUGCGGUGGAGUUGCCUGAGCAGUACACCAAAGGCCGUGCCGCAGGACCCCAUUGCCAGUGCCCUGGAGAAUUGCUUUCCUUGAAGAGCCGGGGCAAGGUCCCUUCUGUGAGACUUUGCAACUGGACAGUGCAUGAAAAGCGAAAGUGUGGUCGCAAGUGCAGCAAGCUGUGCGGGAAGGUCCUUCGAGUGCCUUUUUGGGUAGCCCAGUCCUCCAACACGAAAGAUGGUGCUUUGACAGAGAACGUUCCGACAGCCAUGUACCAUUAUGUCCUCAAAGUACUUGAUGGAAUCCGUCUGGCAAGAGGAUUUGUUGAACGCUUGCAGAAUGAAUUUCAGGAAAUUAUUGGCACCGUGGGUGUUAAUGACGAGAUGAUGUUGCUGGUGGAGAAGAUGCAAUCUUGCUUCGCAUGGCAGCGAUUGGUGACUUCACCUCCAUCCCAGACGGAUUGUGAAAGCUUCCUGACUGUUUGGCAACUGCUGGAGCCAUUUUUGGCUAAGUGUCUGUGGCCUGAUCCGCAGGCAUAUCCGUUGCGUAGCUUGAGCUGGGAUUUGGCGGUUAAAGAGAAGGACCGUCAGUAUAGACUGUUCUGCAAGCGAGUGCGGCUAAUUGCUGCUGCGUCCCAGGGAACAGAAAUCAGCUCGGCAGUGCCUGAAGACGUGGCUGCAGAAGCAGCUGGAUGGUGGGAGACAUCAACAUAUGUCGUGCGUCCAGUGUGGGUGCUAGGUUGGGUCAAGAUGUUCCUUCUGAAGAUGCUGCCCCCCAACACGAUCAGAAAGAUUCAGUGGGACAUUACAGACCGAGUGUCUCGAUUUUUGCUGGGUGACAUGCUGCCGGCUGCUGCUUGGUCCAGGCAUGAAGUUCCGGUGCCUGAGGUAUUGGAAGCCUUCAAGUAUGGGAGAAGAAAGAGAAAGAAGACGAUGACUCGGUCUUCAGGUGGCUUGCGGAGUUGGAAGGGGAAGGUGGUGCGAAUUGUUGACAUGCUGCGUCGAAUACGACCGGAACGUGUGUCUGCUACCAUUGAUUCUCAUCCGUGCCUGAUCUGUACUUCGCUGUUGGUUUCGUGCCUGAAGACGGUGCCCCCCUUGCUCGAGCUUCUGCGUGGCAUGCCGUCAGACUUCACCACAGAUGCCGCCUCCUCCGUGGGCCAGAAGCCGCGUGCGAGCGCUUGGGGUCAUUUGCCCACCAGCAAUGGAGGGCUGUUGCUGAGCGCAAAGAUGUCUCCGCUUCACCUUCGACCUGAUGGCAUGACUGAAAGUGGCCACGAUGCGGAGCUCUUCAACAUCCUGCAGGUGAAUGGGCUUGAAGUUGGAGAUGACAAGCUCAAGCUUUGGCAGUGUCUGCGGGCCUUCAGCGACUCCGGCACAGACAACCGGCUUCAUCGACAUUGCGUGUACAUGGACACUGACGCUGGCAAGAAGUGGCAGCAGGAAAGGGACUGGGACAUCAAAGGAGAUUGA
Symbiodinium sp. CCMP2592 is the source of this 3246-nucleotide messenger RNA. Lineage: Eukaryota; Dinophyceae; Suessiales; Symbiodiniaceae. The record is from the annotation of a GenBank genome assembly.